Meleagris gallopavo (turkey) is the source of this 10164-nucleotide messenger RNA. The record is from RefSeq and is a predicted model, not a curated record. NCBI's taxonomy places the organism in Eukaryota, Metazoa, Chordata, Aves, Galliformes, Phasianidae.
AGCUUGAUCUGCAUACAAAAUGUGUGGUGGAUGUGGAUGCAAACAAGGUUAUUCUUCAUCCUGUAAACACCAACCUUUCAAAAGGAGAUGCCAGCAGGACCCAGCCGAAGGUGUUUGCUUACGAUCACUGCUUUUGGUCUAUGGAUGAAUCUGUCAAAGAAAAAUAUGCAGGUCAAGAUGUUGUUUUCAAGUGCCUUGGAGAGAAUAUUCUUCAGAAUGCCUUUGAAGGCUAUAAUGCUUGCAUCUUUGCCUAUGGGCAAACUGGAUCUGGAAAAUCAUACACAAUGAUGGGUACUGCUGACCAACCUGGAUUAAUCCCUAGACUUUGCAGCGGUCUCUUUGAAAGAGCACAGAAGGAAGAAAAUGAAGAGCAGAGUUUUAAAGUGGAAGUAUCCUACAUGGAGAUAUACAAUGAGAAAGUCAGAGAUCUUCUUGACCCGAAAGGAAGCCGGCAGUCAUUAAAAGUUAGAGAACACAGUGUUUAUGGUCCUUAUGUAGAUGGGCUAUCCAAACUAGCUGUUGCUAGCUACAAGGACAUCGAGUCCUUGAUGUCUGAGGGCAACAAAUCUCGCACAGUGGCUGCAACCAACAUGAAUGAGGAGAGCAGUCGGUCCCACGCAGUCUUCAAGAUUAUCCUCACCCACACACUCUAUGAUGUGCAAUCAGGAACAUCAGGUGAGAAGGUGGGCAAGCUGAGUCUGGUGGAUUUAGCAGGUAGUGAAAGGGCAACUAAGACUGGUGCUGCAGGAGACAGGCUGAAAGAAGGGAGCAACAUUAACAAAUCCCUUACAACUCUUGGACUGGUUAUUUCUGCCUUGGCGGAUCAGGCUGCUGGCAAGAACAAGAACAAAUUUGUUCCUUAUCGUGAUUCUGUGCUCACUUGGUUACUUAAAGACAGCCUUGGUGGCAACAGCAAGACUGCCAUGGUAGCAACAGUAAGCCCAGCAGCAGACAACUACGAUGAGACCCUUUCGACACUCAGGUACGCAGACCGGGCCAAGAACAUCGUAAAUCACGCUGUGGUGAACGAGGAUCCCAAUGCUCGCAUUAUUCGGGAGUUGCGUGAGGAGGUGGAGAAGCUGCGAGAACAGCUCACAAAAGCAGAGGCUAUGAAAUCACCAGAAUUAAAAGAACGAUUGGAGGAGUCAGAAAAGUUGAUCCAGGAAAUGACUGUGACUUGGGAAGAAAAGUUAAGAAAAACUGAAGAGAUAGCACAGGAACGUCAGAAACAGUUGGAAAGCCUUGGCAUAUCGCUUCAAUCUUCUGGGAUAAAAGUUGGGGAUAAUAAGUGCUUCCUGGUUAAUUUGAAUGCAGACCCAGCUCUCAAUGAACUUCUGGUAUACUAUUUAAAGGAACACACGUUAAUAGGAUCAGACAACUCUCAAGAUAUCCAGCUAUGUGGAAUGGGAAUUCUUCCUGAACACUGCAUUAUAGACAUCACCCCAGAAGGACAGGUUAUGUUAACACCUCAAAAAAACACUAGGACAUUUGUGAAUGGUUCUGCUGUUACGGGUCCUAUCCAGCUACAUCAUGGAGACAGAAUACUAUGGGGAAACAACCACUUUUUCAGGCUGAAUUUGCCAAAAAAGAAAAAGAAAUCGGAUCAUGAGGAAGAGGAGCGAGACAACUCUAUCAAGUGCAGUAAUAGUGUUGAGCAGCUGGAUGUAGAUGGAGACAAUUCCAGUGAAGUGUCCAGUGAGAUUAACUUCAGCUAUGAAUAUGCCCAGAUGGAAGUCACUAUGAAGGCACUUGGUAGUAAUGAUCCUAUGCAGUCCAUCUUGCAAAGCCUGGAGCAGCAGCACGAGGAGGAGAAGAGAUCUGCACUUGAACGGCAGAGACUUAUGUAUGAGCAUGAACUGGAACAGUUACGAAGGCGAUUGUCACCAGAGAAGCAGCAUUUCCGCAGCAUGGACAGGUUCUCCUUUCAUUCUCCCAGUGCUCAACAACGUUUACGGCAGUGGGCAGAGGAGAGAGAAGAAAUGUUGACCCAUAGCCUGAGAAAGCUGCGAGAGCAAAUUGUUAAAGCCAAUUUGUAUGUGAGAGAAGCCAAUUUUAUUGGAGAAGAAUUGGACAAGAGGACAGAGUAUAAAGUCACCCUCCAGAUCCCAGCUUCAAGCCUUAAUGCCAACAGUAAGAGAGGUGCAAUUCUCAGCGAGCCUGCUAUUCAGGUGAGAAGGAAAGGGAAAGGCAAACAGAUUUGGUCACUGGAAAAGCUGGAGAAUCGGUUAGUAGACAUGAGGGAUCUUUACCAGGAGUGGAAAGACUGUGAGGAAGACAACCCUGUGAUGAGAGCUUACUUCAGACGAGCUGAUCCAUUCUAUGAUGAGCAGGAGAACCACAGCCUUAUCGGAGUAGCCAAUGUCUUUCUUGAGUGCCUGUUCUAUGAUGUGAAGCUGCAAUACGCUGUGCCAAUCAUCAAUCAGAAGGGAGAGGUAUCUGGUCGUCUCCAUGUUGAAGUUGUUCGAGUGAGUGGAGAGAUAGAUGACAGGUUGGUUGGUGGUGAGGAUAGUCCUGAUUAUUCCAAUGAAAAUGACACUCAGGAGAGAAAACUUGUCUGCAGGAUUAAAAUACUUCAGGCAACAGGUUUGCCACAGCACCUCUCCAACUUUGUGUUCUGCAAAUACACAUUCUGGGAUCAGCUGGAGCCAGUUAAUGUUGCACCUGAGGUGGAUCCUUCCUUAUCCCCCAUUAGCAAGGAGCCACGGUGCAUGGUUGUCUUCGAUCAUUGCAACGAGUUUUCUGUAAAUAUUUCUGAAGACUUCAUGGAACAUCUCUAUGAUGGUGCUCUGGCAAUUGAAGUAUAUGGGCACAAGCAGAGUGGUGACCGCAAAAAUCCAACCCUGUGGGAUUUGGGAAUCAUUCAGGCCAAAACACGGAGCCUUCGAGACAGGUGGAGUGAAGUAACCCGAAAAGUAGAGCUCUGGGUUCAAAUUCUAGAGCUGAAUGAGAAUGGGGAAUACUGCCCAGUUGAGGUGACUCCUGCCAGGGAUGUUUGCACUGGGGGCAUCUUUCAGCUCAGACAGGGGCAAUCUCGAAGAAUUCAGGUUGAAGUGAGAUCUGUGCAGGAAUCUGGGACCUUGCCACUGAUGGAGGAGUCAAUACUAUCUGUUGGAAUUGGUUGUGUUCAAAUAAAACACGUUAAGUCACAGAAAGUACCAGAAAUUUAUCAGGAAGAAGAAGAUGAAAUGGACAGUUACCAGGAUAGGGAUUUGGAGAGGCUCCGUCGGAAGUGGCUGUGUGCCUUAACAAAGCGUCAGGAAUACCUUGAUCAGCAAUUGCAGAAACUUGUUGGGAAGCCUGAUAAAACAGAGGAUGAUGCCGAUCGGGAGGCACAGCUUCUAGAGAUGAGGCUAACGCUCACUGAAGAAAGGAAUGCUGUAAUGGUGCCUUCUGCAGGCAGUGGGAUCCCUGGAGCUCCAGCAGAGUGGACUCCCGUGCCUGGUAUGGAAACUCACAUUCCUGUUAUUUUCCUUGACUUGAAUGCUGAUGACUUCAGCUCCCAAGAUAACCUUGAUGACCCAGAAGCAGGUGGGUGGGAUGCGACUCUUGUUGCUGAAGAAGAGGAGGAAUUUUUUGAACUGCAGAUUGUAAAACAUCAUGAUAGUGAGGUGAAAGUAGAAGCCUCCUGGGACUCCACAGUCCACGACUGCAUCCAGCUCAGUAAAGGAACAGCAGCAGAUGAAAGAGUUUAUCUUAUUGUGAGAGCCACUGUGCAGCUCAGCCAUCCUGCAGAAAUGCAGUUGGUGCUGCGCAAACGCAUCUGCGUCAACGUUUAUGGCAGACAGGGCUUUGCACAGAGCUUCCUCCGAAGAAUGUCUCACCGAAGUUCCAUUCCUGGCUGUGGUGUCACUUUUGAGAUAGUCUCAAAUAUUCCAGAGGAUGCUCAAGGAGCUGAGGAGCGGGAAGCACUGGCCAGAAUGGCAGCAAAUGUUGAAGACGCAGCUUCAGCUGACUCUGAAGCCUAUAUAGAGAAGUACUUGCGAAGUGUGCUGGCUGUGGAGAACAUUCUCACCUUGGAUCGUCUGCGACAGGAAGUUGCAGUAAAAGAGCAGCUAAUGGGAAAAGGAAAACUCUACCGGAGGAGCCUGAGCUCUCCCAAUGUGAAUCGGCUUUCUGCAAGCCGCCAAGAUUUAGCUCCUCCUUAUAACCUGAGCAGUAAUCGGAGUCCAAAGGUCCCAGCAGAGGGCCGAUGGGAAAGUCAGCAAGAUGUAUCCCAAGGUGUCACAAACUCCAGUAGGGGCAUUAGUCCAACUCGUACCUCUCUGCCAGGCUCUGGGCAGCAGAACCACUCCCCUGAUGCAGGUCUGGGUAGCCUUGCUGCUUCCUACCUGAAUCCUGUCAAGUCAUUCGUGCCUCAGAUGCCAAAGCUGCUGAAGUCUCUCUUUCCUGUUAGAGACGAGAAGAAGGGCAGGCAGACCUCACCUCUUGCACAGCAGGCUGUCCCACGGAUUAUGGUUCAGUCUGCCAGUAUCGAUGCCACUGCUGCAAAGAUAAAGCAGCUGAACCAAGAGGCAGCGGGGAAACGACCAUUUGAAGCUGCGGUACGGAUGUCAGAAGUGGAAAAGACUCCCGAGAAGAUGCCCAAAGUGCCUUUGCAGCAGCCCACGGGAGAUGCCCAGGCACAGGACUCCCAGGAAGGGCCUCCAAGUCCUCUGAGCGAAGCCUCCAGCGGGUACUUUUCCCACAGUGUAUCAACAGCCACCCUCUCUGAAGCCCUCAUAGCAGGGAGUGAUGUUGUGGUUCAGCCAGGGGGACAGACGCCUGCCCUAAGUGACUUCCCAGCUCCUGUUGUGGCUCAGGGAUCUUCAGACAUGCCAGGACACUCAAAUAGUCCUUUAGAAAGCUGUCUCAACAAUAAGGGGGAGAGUCUACCCACCCCCAGCCUUCCAAGUGCUCACACAAGAUCAAAAGACAGCACUGAAGUGAAUGGGAGUGAUGCUUUGAAAUCAAAAUCUUCUGCAUCUCCUGUGACUCAUAGUGAGCAGGCAAAUGAUGCCUCUGUAGCCACUGAUGCAAAAACCUUUCUUUCUACCUCUGCUCCAAAGACGGAGUCAUCUAAACAAUUGACCGAGUCAGCAGGACAGACUAUCAGGAGAAAGGAAACAACUUCUGGGGCUUCUGAACCGGGGGUUCCCAAACCACAGGUUCAGCCCAACCAAUUGUCCCAGCCCAGCGUUGCCACCUCCCCCUUCAAAAUCCAGAAAGUCAAGACUUCAGAGCUCAAGUCCUUCACCAGCAUGUUGGGGACUGAUCCCUCGUGUUCACUAAACGCAGAAGAGGAGCAGCAGGAAGGAGAAAAGAGCGCAUCUGCAGCACAUGGCCUGAGCCAUAAUGGGUCAGAGAUGGCAGAAGAAAAACUGGAAGUAGUUUCUGACUCUGAAGAUGCCAAUGAAAUUCCCGAGUGGCUGAAAGAGGGAGAAUAUGUCACUGUUGGUGCAAACAAGACAGGCAUCGUUAGAUACAUUGGGCCCACAGAUUUCCAAGAGGGAACGUGGGUUGGUGUUGAACUGGAUUUACCUUCAGGGAAGAAUGAUGGCUCCAUUGGAGGAAAGCAGUACUUCAGGUGCAACCCAGGCUAUGGAUUGCUCGUGAAACCAGGCAGAGUUAAAAAGGCCGUAGGACCAGCGAGGCGACGGAGCACUGGCGUGAGGUUGCAGGGAGCAGCAUCCAGCGAGAACAGGAGGAGUGGCAACUUCUCUGCUUCAGCAUCCAGCCUGGCUUCACUCACAGCCCUGGCUUCCAAGUCAGAAGGAGGACCCGCAAUUCGCUUGGAGAAGAGCCAGAAAAACGCAGAGAACAGGAAAUCCUGGGCGAGCUGAGAGAGUGGCCUGCUGCAAAACGCUCCACGCCGCAGCUGUGGGCCCCCGUCUUUUAGCUUCAGAUGGCUAAAAGCAGCCCUGAGAAGUUGUGGUUUGUGGCAAACACUAAUGAAGGUUUUUUUCUCUGCUUUGGGUGACUGGCAUGUUCAUUCCUUGCCUUGCCAUGGUGCUGGGUCUACAGCCAUAGUUUCCUUUUACAUGUUGUGAUGCUGAGGUGUAGGGGUGACUGUGAGCUCUGCUCUCCUCCAUCUCCCAGGAAGGAAGAGAUGAGAAUUGUUCAAAUUAUGGCAUGACUUCUAAACCCUGUCUACACCUCAGUGCUUCUCUGGAGCACAGGUCCCCAAAAGAACCAAUUCUGUAUAAUUUUGUGAGAGCUAUAUCACAUAAUGCAUGGUGAAAGGGCAAGAUAAUGAUCCCAGAUGGGCAGAGAAGGGAACAUAAAACUUAAUCUGGUAAUGAGGAACCCUCAAAACUCUUUCGUUUAAAAAAACAACAGCCCUCUGGUUGUGUGGCCCAACAUCAGUACCUGGUUUGAUUUCUGUUCUGUUCUCCUUCUGUGUAAAUCAGCACAAGAUUUAUUGCUGAUGGGAAUGAGAGCAGGCCCAUGACCUGCUCUGUAAUAUUUUUGGUCCCUUCUUUUUACGAAGGAGGAGAGUUAAACCAGUUUGCCAUCUCGGAUUCAUUUAGUGUAUGCGCUCACCAUGCUGUGCUCCUCUCACUGCCCCAAGCACUACAGGACCUUCCCAUUUGCUCUGUCUUUUCUGUCAGGAGGAUUUUGGCAGAGAUGGCACUGAAGUGCUCCCGUGUCCCCAGCGCUUUGUUGGGUCCUGCCUGCUGCUCGAUGGAGCAUCCUGCCCAACCUUUGGGUCUUUGCCCAGCCUUUGGGUCUUUACCCAACUAUGGGUUUUCAUCUAGCCUUUGGAUUUUCACCCAGCCUUUGGAUUUUCACCCAGCCUUUGGGUCUUCACUCAACCUUUUUGUCUUCGCCCAACCUUUGUGUCUUCACCCAACCUUUGGGUCUUCGCCCAACCUUUGGGUCUUCACCCAGCCUUUGGUUUUCACCCAGAUUUUCAAAGCAGAGGCUUGCUGCUCUUGUAACAGGAUGAAUCCAGUGUAUUUAUUUGUAUUUAUUGUGUCGAACUGAGCAAAGGUUGCGCUUUACAAUCAUCCGACGCCCGGCGUUGCGCUGAGGAGCGCAGUGCUAAGAGGAGCCCAACCCAGUGACAUGGAAACAAACCCAUGAAAGAGUCUUCCCCAAACCAACCCCUCCCAGAGGUGGAGGGUUGGCCUGGCUUUUAUAAAACUUGAUUUUAUUUUUGGUAAACCUUACUAGUUUUUAACACCCUGUGGCACAAAUUACAUACCUGUAUCUACGUGUGCACAUAUCUACGUACACCCAUUUUCUAACAAAUCAAGAAAGGCCACAGGCUUUUAUAUUCUGAGUUGUUUAUAUCUUGUUUAAGGAAUCAGGGGGGGAUUGGACAUCUUGAGCAAUAAAGGUUUUAUCUACUUGGGGAAUAUUUAGGAUGCUGAAUUAAUGAUUUAACUUUAAUACGUAUCUAGUCUCUGUCCGUGCUGCAUGUGGGUAUCAAAGUGCCUUAGCCAUCUGGUUCAGAGGUCCAAGGGAGAGAUACAUUGUCAUCAGAGGAGACAGGGAUGCUUAGUGAAGGAGAUAAUUAUGCUGAUUUACUGUAAUUAAUAUCAUUUAUGCAGAAGGAAUAAAAUUAAAAUAGAAACUAAUCUGUAGCUGAAAUAAGUGGGGAUGGGAUACAGUGCGGCAUGUGUAGUACUGCCAUGGAUUUGUAUCUCCUCUCAGCUUUUCUUAGUUUCAAUGUUUCCUGGAUUUUUGUAAAGAAAUCUUAAUAUGAAAUGUGUAGAGCAGCUUUUAAAGACGUUUUUAGCAUACGGUUUUUUCUCCUUUUUCUUUGCAUAAAGCUCCUGUCCAUGCAAGCCAAGGUGAUGGGAGAAAUUCAGUAAUAAGGAGUUCAGAUGCUCAAAUUCCUGGUUUUUAUAGAUGUGACCCAUGCAACAAAGUGGCAUUUUGCUUUGGGGCGUGAUGACUCUCACUGAUAGAAGGCCACCCGCUGGUUCAUAUGACGCCUCUUACACUGCCUUGUCUGUUUUCUGAAAUCCACUUUUGACGUUUUUCUGAUUGCACUCUGCUCUGAUGUGCUACACAGAGGUAGCCCAUGGGAAGCAGCCCCCAGCCUACGGGUUUUUGUAGUCUCAGCAUUUCAUUACAGGAGUUAGUUUGAUGUUUGCACGUCCCCUUUGGGGGGAUACGAAGGGAAGAAGCUGUCUGAGUCCUCCCACACCCCACUGCUCUGCUGAGGACUGCAGAUGUCCAGGGCUGAUAGGAAGCAGCAAAGGUGCAGGAGUGACAGGGUGCAGCCCAAGCAGCUGGGCAGUGGCUUGCUAUGGGUUUUACCCACUGUAAAUUCCUCUGCUUGCACUCGUAUUGCAGUUCUUGCUUUGUAGGGAUGUAUUUUAAGUGUCUGGAACGUGUGCUCAGAGGCUGCAGCCAGGUGGUGGGGGAGGGUUUCCUCUGCCUCUGCCCUUGGUUGUGUUACCACACUGUGCUGUACCGAUUCAGAAGGGCACAAACAGCAUUGACCUGCUACCUCCCCCAGGGUCAGUUGCCCUGGAAGCAAAUGUCUUAAAUAUGGCUGUGGUUGGGGUGUCUGCAAACAUUGGUGUGCAAUAAGGGGGGCAGAGCUGCUCUGUUCAGAGCACCACGUUGACCUUUGUGGAAGGAGGAUUUUUCUCUUUGCUUUGUGCUUUCUUUUUGAAUUUUGAAUGAAACCUCCUCAAAUUCCACCUGCCCCCAAAGGCUCACUCAGUGGGUGACUUCCACAAAGCCAAGCACAUCCACAUGGGUCACGAGGCCACUCCAUCUCCUUCCUGCUCACCCCAACUUCCCCAGCCGCCCUCUCCUUCUCCUGUUGGUAAUCCAAGUUUGGGCACAGUGAACACUCAUUCUCUGCUCAGAGCAUCAGCUAACCAGAGAACGUCCUUUUAAACCACAAUGAGAGUAAUUUUAUUUUAUUUUUUUAAUUGAUAACUAGCAUUAGAAUAACUCUACCCUCAGCAUAAAGGAGGAGGUGCUCUUAACUGGAACAGCCCAGCAGCUGAGGCUGGUGUGUUAAUAGCUAUGCAUACUUCCCAACGUUUUUCAUGCACUUUAUAUACAGGGAGGAAGAAUAUUUUAAUGCAGGAACUGUGAUUUGUUGUGAUUCGAGUUUCUCAUCUGCUGUGUUUGCUCAGUUCUGUGAGCUCAUGUGGUGCCUGAGAGCAGAGCUGUGUGGGUGGGUCUGAGAUGUGGUGGGAUUUGGGCACAUGGUGCAUUUGCUGCAAGCAGCCCAGGCAAUGCUUUGGGAAGGGUGUUUUGUGGGUUCUCUCCAGCCAAGCCAAGACUUCGUACUGUAUGAUGCUCCUGAGUCUCCUGGUGUUUUGAUCUUGUCCCAAAUAAUACCUGCUCAGUUGAAAGGCCUUGGCUCUUUGCUUGUCGGCAGCAUACUUUAUUUGAGGAAGAUAGAAAUGAUUCCUGCAUGGGAAUAUUGCCCAUAUCCUUAAGAAAGAAGGGUUUGCCCCACAUCUCUUCCCUUCAUGAGCCUCAGAGGCUCAGCAUCACUUUGCUCUGGUACGAGCUGAGAACCCAUCUCAUUCUGCCUCACCGGUCAUCAAAACCCAUCCAAAAUGAGCCCGGGCAUCACACAGCACAGUCCUGCUCAUACAUAAGGGAGCUGUCCAAGAGUCCUUCCUGUCCUGACACAUGUUGUCCUUACUCUGGUACUGGCAGUUCUUUGCACAAGAAAUUCAGUGUUUGCAGUGCCUUAUCCCUGGGUCAGCAAGUAACACAGCAAUGUGAUGGGCUCAGCCUGACCUCGAGUCUGCAUAGCUUGUAGGAAGUGAUGCUACACCAAGGUGCAGAUGAGUUAUGCUACCCUUGAGCUGGAGUUGCAGUAGGUGUCUUGCUCCUACAUCCCCCUUCAUCCUCCCUGCUUUGGGUUCUCGCUCUGUGCCAUCCUGGCAUUUCUCACCCACAGGGCACCAGGGGUUUCCCUUUUCCUCCCCCAUUAACACCCGCUGUGUCUUGGGAGCCUCUCCCAGCUCAUCUUUCUGUUGAUUUUUUUUUUGUAAAUGUAGUGGGUCUGUAUAUAAAGAGUGGCUAUUUACACUGUGGUAUUAUUACGUGUUGAUUGGUGUACUUUAAAUGAGCUAAAAUCCAAAGACACUUUGUAAUGAGCUGUAAAGUUUUUAAUUAUAUCUGUACAAUACUAAAUUGUAAUAUUGUGUUAUAUAUGCAAUGCAGCCUGCAGUACCUAAAUAAACUUCUUCUUUAGAA